AAGUUCAAAGUUCGUAUCUAAGGAGUGGUUUUCUAGGUCGAUAAAGUAGUCGACGGAGAUCGUGAAUGUGUUAGAGUGUUCGGUCUAUUCUGAUAUCUUCUCAGUGAUACUUUCAUAGUAGUGAAAAAAUAAUUGCGAUGUCUCAUAUGAAAGGAGGCAGAAAAAAUCAUUCUCACGGCAGUAAAAAGGGCCACCUCGGCGAGAAAGGAAAAGAGAUAGCGCAAAAUGUCGACGAAGAUAGUCUGGUCAUGCGACAAUUCCGAGCUUAUGGAGCGGAAUUAGAUGACAAAAACGAUCGCUUCGAGAGGAUUUUGAAAAUUUGUAGAGACAUCACGAUAGAAAGUAAAAGAAUCAUCUAUCUUUUACACACCAUAGACAAUGAAAGCAAACAAGGAAGUAUAUUGAAUCAGGCUAAGACAAAACUACAGAAUGUUGCACAGAAUCAUUUUAAACGCAUUGCACUGGAACUUGAGAAGGAAGGUCCUUAUCAAUAUUUAAAAGCAUAUCGUAGUAGUUUAGAAGAAUACAUAGAAGCAGUUACCUUUUACCAAUAUUUGCAUAAUGAUGAAUUGGAAGGUUGGUCAGAAAUAGAAAAAAUGAUCACUUACACGAUUACAGACAAACCUGAACCAAGGACUAUACGUACUUUGGUCACACCACGCGAAUAUAUCUUAGGAAUAGCAGAUCUGACUGGAGAACUAAUGCGCAAAUGUAUCAAUAAUUUAGGAACACAAGAUAUUGACAAUUGUUACCAAAUAUGCAACUUUGUCAAAAAGAUGUAUACAGGUUUCCUUAGUUGUACACAUUUUUCUAAUAAAGAAAUGAAUAGGAAAUUAUUCACACUCGAACAGAGCCUUCAUAAAAUAGAAAAUGUUUGCUAUAUCAUUAAAGUCAGAGGUUCUGAAAUACCAAGGCACAUACUUAUAGAUGUAGCAACUGAGAACUAUGCAGAAAGUGAUGAAGGAUAUCAGGGGUAUUAAUUAAUUGCAAACAUUCUAAAGUGAUACAAAUAUUACAAGUAUUCAUUAAACUUCUUCAUUUGUACAAUUUAUAAUAUUCACUUAACAACAUUUGUAUAAAAUUUAUUCAUCAAAUUAGCUGUAUACUUAUAUUUCCAUUAAUAUAUAAAAAUACUGCCUUUUCUUACAA
Nomia melanderi (Alkali bee) is the source of this 1149-nucleotide messenger RNA. It is a transcript of the gene Trax, whose product is annotated as Translin associated factor X. Lineage: Eukaryota; Metazoa; Arthropoda; Insecta; Hymenoptera; Halictidae. Gene Ontology annotation, molecular function: sequence-specific DNA binding. The record is from RefSeq and is a predicted model, not a curated record.